This is a messenger RNA of Protomyces lactucae-debilis, 891 nucleotides long. RefSeq lists its product as uncharacterized. Bases 284 to 466 code for a protein of 60 amino acids. The transcript has a single exon. Lineage: Eukaryota; Fungi; Ascomycota; Taphrinomycetes; Taphrinales; Protomycetaceae. The record is from RefSeq and is a predicted model, not a curated record.
GCGACUCUCGACCAGCUACAGACUACAGUAUGCCUCAUGGUCACUGUAAGCAGCGCUCCACUCUAGACGCGCAUCUCUGCCCUUCCUUUCUUUGACUCUAUCUUCCAAGUAUGCCUGACACCAACAAAGUCCGAUCAAUGCUGUCCUGCGUAGCUCGGCAGAGUUUAGUCUGCCAAGCAAAUGAACAGUCUGCCAAGCAGAUGGACAGCCGACAACCUCAAUCUUGACUCUAUCAGAGCGAAGCAAGUAGCGCGUCUACUUGCUCUUACAACAGGUGAUCAGCAUGCUAGAGCCUUGCUCAGUGCUUUUGAUCCAAGACUUUUCCCCGAGUCAUUCACGGAACCAGCUCAGCAGCCUUGAACUGGCAAAGCAGCAGGCACAACCAACAACAGACUCAUGGCUUGAUCUGACAACGUCUUUAUCUCGUUCGAUACACUGCGCUACUCAAACGCAUUCAGGAAGAUGAUCUUGACCAAUUCGAUCGCCUUGCACACGAUACUGGCAUGAUCAAGGCAUCAACACGACUACGACGUGUGUCCGUGGAUGGUUACAAGCUUACUGGGUUGCAGGCUGUCGAAAUCAUUCGCAAAGCAUUGUCGAGCCAGGUAAGUUAGUACCCAUUCACGAAGCAAGGUCGCGUUCAGUGAGCAGACGCAUGAAGCGUCUGAGGUUGACGACAAUGCGAUAGUGAGCUAUGGGAAAGUUCACUUUCUAUUUGAACACGAUGGCGGGCAUUUUGCGAACAUCAAGGUCUUGAAGACCAUGUCGUUCUGCGACACAAAGUCUCUUAGCAAGCAAGGACACAUAUUGCAGGUCAUUGUGCGGGUCUGCCGUCUUUUUGAACCAAUUGGCCUAUUUGAGAGAACAGAGCUCGACAAGAAAAGAGCAGGC